Messenger RNA from Osmerus eperlanus (European smelt), 1772 nucleotides. Its product is annotated as low affinity immunoglobulin epsilon Fc receptor-like. NCBI's taxonomy places the organism in Eukaryota, Metazoa, Chordata, Actinopteri, Osmeriformes, Osmeridae. The transcript has 6 exons. Bases 260 to 1639 code for a protein of 459 amino acids. The record is from RefSeq and is a predicted model, not a curated record.
CAGCGGAAUCUUUGUCAGUAGAAUCCUAGAUUCUAGAUUCUCAGCCCAGACAGACAGACAGCCCACAGGGCCAGAGUUUGAGCCCAGGAAGGAGACACCCUGCCCGGCAUCAGAGACCCAACGACCAGGGUGGGGUUGCUGGAGAGGAAAACAAACACCCUUCUCUUCCUUCCUCCGUCGGACGCAGAAGUCUUGGGAGUGUCCGUCAGAUACACCGACCUCCACAAGGAAGUAUUUCAAAGACAGAACAACUGUUGACAUGGAUCAACGAGGGGAACCGUCACAUGGGAAGCUCUCAGAGGAGACGAUCACCAUCACAUCGACAGGAGGGCACAAACUCUCCCAGACGGGGCGCAUUCACAGCGGAGGGAGCAGUGGUUGCAGCGGCGCUGAAAGAGACCAAGAAUCCAGUCGUCCUCCGUACAAACAUGCAGUCGUGUCUCUGGGGCUGCUGUGCACUCUUCUUCUGAUCACCCUUGUGACCAUCUGUGUUCACUAUUACAAAGCCUCUUUUAGUUGCAGUUUACUGAAGACAGAAUCGCAGCUUCAGAGGGACAUCUUUGACACAGCUAGGAGCCACCUCCAGAUCCUGAAUGGCGUCUUGACCUCUUCACAAGAUGAACUUCAGCAACGAAACACCAUGAUGACUUUGACCAAGGAACAGUUGGAGAAAGACUACUUGAAGCUCAUAGCAUCCAAUCAGGAUUUACGGAGAGAGCACCAGCAAUUUACUACAUCUUACAGUCAAUUACAAGCAGAGUACAAAGAUCUCACAACUUCAAACAGCAAAUUAGAAAAAAAACAUUCAGACCAGAAUUUGUUGAUGAAUCACCUCCAAGGAGAGUUGCAGAACAUGGUCUCAGACAGAGAACAGUUAUCAAGAGAACUCUUCAACAUUAGUGGGGCUCACGCCCAUCUUAAGAGAGUUUACCUUAGGCUUGCAGAGACAAAAAACAAACUGUUUGUCGAUGUCGUUAGUCUUUCCGAAAUGAAAGCUAUUGUAAACAAAGAUCUUGUUGCCAUGGUAAGGGAGAGAGACCACCUCAAGAGGAUGCUCACUGAACUGGUCAAUUUCCUGCCUGUAGACAGACACUGUCCAAUCAGAGACCCCGUUACACAAGAGAGAGUUUGCAGUCCGUGUCUGAAAGGUUGGAAGCUCUUCUCCUCUAAGUGUUACUUCUUCUCCACUGAGAAACGGAGCUGGAGCAGGAGUCGAGUGGACUGUGUCAAACAGGGAGGCGACCUGGUCAUUAUAGACAGUCCAGAGGAACAGUGUACGCAACUUAAUACCAUUUUCUUGAGUAUUUUACAUUUAUGUCAACACCUUUCUGAUGUCUCGCUGAUACGGUGUGAACAGGACUUUGUACGCAAACACACCCCUCAGUACCACAGUCCAGCAGAGCGGUACUGGAUAGGUCUGGAUUCUCAGGAGGAUCGAGGCAUCUGGGUCUGGGUCGACAACACCCGGCUUAGUGAGGGGUACUGGCUGAACGAGUCCAGCAGUGUCCACGCAAGUCGAGAUAAAGAGUGCGUGUCCACCCUCAGAGAAACCAGCCCUGCUAGGAGCUGGAGGGAGGCGCACUGCAGGAGCAGGUUCAGGUGGAUCUGUGAGGGUCCAGCCCUCAUACUGUCAGCAUAGAUUUACAUUUACAUUUAGUCAUUUAGCAGACGCUCUUAUCCAGAGCGACUUACAGUAAGUACAGGGACAUUCCCCCGAGGCAAGUAGGGUGAAGUGCCUUGCCCAAGGACACAACGUCAUUUGGCAGAGCCGG